GUUUUCUUUGAGUUCAACAGCAGAAAAUGAAUGGGACAAUGAACCCAAUGGCACAAGCUCUACGCUUCCGCCAGCUCGGUGUCUACGUCUGCCAUAGCUGUUCCCGUACCUUGAGACGGCAACGACGCAGCUAUGCUACCACUGUGCAAACACCGGACAUCUAUGAUGUUGUCUGUGUAGGUGGCGGUCCAGCUGGACUCAGCCUGCUUGCAGCUCUGCGUUCCUCCCCAACAACAGUAAAUCUGAAGGUUGCCCUUGUUGAAUCUCAAGACCUUAGCAAAACACGCCCUUUCUCUUUACCACCGACUCAGUUCUCAAACAGAUGUAGCUCUCUCACACCUUCUUCGCUCCGUUUCCUCGACAGUAUAGGAGCUUGGAAACAUGUUCAAAGAGAUAGAGUCCAGGCGUAUCAGGAGAUGCAGGUUUGGGAUGGAGUUACGGGGGCGAGGAUCGAGUUCGACUGGCCGGCUGAGAAGGCGGGGACUACGAUUGCAUAUAUGAACGAGAACUUGAACCUCACCUCUGGAUUAUUGAAGCGGAUUGACGAGAUGGGAGGAGUGGAUAUGUUAGACAACCAGCGCGUUGAAGAUAUUGUGUUUGGAGAAGAGAGUGAGGAUGUAGAUCUGAGCAGUUGGCCGGUUGUGAAGCUAAGUGGAGGAAGAGAACUGGCUGCUAGAUUACUUGUUGGCGCUGACGGUGCGAAUAGUCCUGUCAGGGCAUUUGCAGGCAUUGGAAGUAAGGGGUGGGAUUAUGAUAGACAUGGAGUGGUGGCAACGUUGGAGCUGGAGGGAAGCGGAUGGGGAGGAGAGGAAGUCAAGACCGCAUAUCAAAGAUUCUUGCCUACGGGGCCAGUGGCCAUGCUACCGAUGCCAGGAAACUAUGCGACUUUGGUUUGGUCAACUACUCCGGCAUUGGCGACUCAUUUGAAGACAUUGAGUCCUAGGGAUUUCAUCUCUAUGGUUAAUGCCGCUUUCAGGUUGUCGCCGGUGGAUUUGGCAUACUUGCACACGCAAGCUUCGGGGCAGACGGAGGAGGUAGCUUGGCGAACACAACAUACAGGUUUCGAUGCUCAAAGGAUACCUCAGCUGGUAGUAGGGGUUCAGGAAGGAAGUGUUGCAUCAUUUCCCCUGAAGCUACGACACGCUAAUACCUAUAUCGGGGAAAGAGUGGCUCUUGUUGGAGAUGCUGCUCAUACAAUACAUCCUCUAGCUGGUCAGGGACUAAAUCAGGGACAAGGAGAUGUCGAAAGUCUGGUAAAGACUAUCGAAUACUCUGUCAAUCAUGGGCAGGAUAUUGGCGUCCAGAUGUCAUUGGAAUCCUACAAUGCAGACAGAUAUGCGGCUAAUCAUAUACUGCUUGGCGUUUGCGACAAGCUUCACAAGCUAUAUGCUGCGGAAAGCGGACCUCUGGUACCGCUAAGGAGUAUUGGGUUGCGAGCGGUGAAUGCUUUGAGUCCUCUGAAGCAUUUCAUGAUGUCGCAGGCCGCUGGCACAGGAGUGAAGAUACUAUAGAAGUAUAGUGAAGUCUAAUAUAUUAUGAUACGAC
This is a messenger RNA of Mollisia scopiformis, 1545 nucleotides long. RefSeq names its product ubiquinone biosynthesis hydrox. Bases 48 to 1511 code for a protein of 487 amino acids. Gene Ontology annotation, molecular function: oxidoreductase activity, acting on paired donors, with incorporation or reduction of molecular oxygen, NAD(P)H as one donor, and incorporation of one atom of oxygen; FAD binding; 2-octaprenyl-6-methoxyphenol hydroxylase activity. The record is from RefSeq and is a predicted model, not a curated record. NCBI's taxonomy places the organism in Eukaryota, Fungi, Ascomycota, Leotiomycetes, Helotiales, Mollisiaceae. The transcript is spliced from 2 exons. Gene Ontology annotation, biological process: ubiquinone biosynthetic process. Gene Ontology annotation, cellular component: mitochondrion.